Gossypium raimondii (Peruvian cotton) is the source of this 861-nucleotide messenger RNA. RefSeq lists its product as uncharacterized. NCBI's taxonomy places the organism in Eukaryota, Viridiplantae, Streptophyta, Magnoliopsida, Malvales, Malvaceae. Bases 1 to 861 code for a protein of 286 amino acids. The transcript has a single exon. The record is from RefSeq and is a predicted model, not a curated record.
AUGGCUGCCAUCCUUGCUUUCCCUUAUUCAUCUUACCUUCUUCUCUCCCAACUCUUUAUCCCAUCUUCCCAUGUUUUACCAUCAAUUCACAGUCAGUUGAAAGCUAUUUCUCAAGCUAUGGGGUUCCCACUUUCAUCACAAUAUCUCUUCACACUUCUCAUUUCCAAGCUUUCCCAAACCAUUUCGUCAUCAAUCUUUGUUCUUCCUUUCACUUUUUCUUUCUUCCUCAUCACUAAAUCUUAUGUUUUUCAUCUUUUAAACCAACAAAAACCAGAUUUGGUUUCAGUUUUAUCUCUUUAUUACAAGCCUCUUCUUAUCACCCAUGUCUGUAAUUUCAUUUUCCUUAUCUCAGCAAAUUCAACAGCUUUUUCGUUGCUGUUCUUUGCUUUUAAUCUCUUUGAAGGGUUUGGGUUCUCAUCAUCUUCACAAUGGAUCCUUUUCGUGUUAGUUUCAGGGUUUCUUCUUUAUUCAUUCAUCGUUGCUAAUGCCUUUAUAAUCUGCAACUUAGCUUUGGUUUCAUCUGCAAUGGAAGAACACAGUGGUUUUUUAGCGAUUCUAAAAGCUUGUGUUUUGUUGAGAGGGAGGACUUUGACUGGUUUAACGUUGGCGGUGGUUGUAAACUUGGCCCUGGCAGCCAUUGAAGCAUUGUUCCAUUGUCGUGUUGUGAGAGCUUAUGAUGGUGCUGGUGGUUUAACUGGUUUUCCAAUGGCUUUAGAAGGGAUUUUAAUUGCUUAUUUGUACUCCGUUUUUGUUGUUGUUGAUACUAUUGUGAGUUUUAUGUUCUUCAAAAGCUGCAAAACUGGUUGGUUGAUAGAUCAACAAGGUACAUGUUCUUACAGGAUUGAAAUCAUGGAAGAAUGA